Molecule: messenger RNA, 5631 nt
Organism: Colletotrichum karsti
Lineage: Eukaryota; Fungi; Ascomycota; Sordariomycetes; Glomerellales; Glomerellaceae
Product: AT hook domain-containing protein
Exons: 3
Coding region: 1-5631 (1876 amino acids)
Biological process (GO): replication-born double-strand break repair via sister chromatid exchange; establishment of mitotic sister chromatid cohesion; establishment of protein localization to chromatin
Cellular component (GO): Scc2-Scc4 cohesin loading complex
Molecular function (GO): chromatin binding
Source: RefSeq, a predicted model, not a curated record
AUGGUGAACCAAGGGAUGAUGCCGAAUGGCCCUCCCAACGGCAUCUUCGUGCAGCCGGACCAGCCUCCACGGCCAUUCACACUCCCCGAGGCAUUGCCAUACUCUCCGCAGACCUCCGUGAUCCCAUUUACCUCCGACCUCAUUCCAGAUCCGACCAUUGGCUCCGGUUCAUUGGCCGCGAGUGUCUCGCACCUCUUCAGCAGCCAAGAGUACGACAACCUCAACAAAGAGGCGACCGGUCCGAACCAGAAUCAUGGGUUGAAACACCUGAAAUAUGCAGUGGAUCAUGUGCUUCACGAUCUGAAGCCGAAUCAGCGGACUUAUUACAAGUUCAAGUCCGUACCCAAGCCGAACCUCAACUCCAAUGCGAACCCGACUGGCGGCCAUCAAGGCCUAAGUGCUGGACUCUCCCCGGUGGCCAAGAUGAUGUUCGAUAGGGCACCAACAUUCAUCAAGCCUCCGCCGGGAGCUGCACCGCAGAACGGACAAGUUGUGUUGAAUCCUCCGCCGUCGCAACCUCCUCCGACACCAAAGAGCGUUGCACCUCAGCCGAAACAUACGUCGGCUCAUACAGACACGCAUCAAAGGAGCAAUUUCAGAUUCGAAGUCGCUAUUCCUUCCAAGAAAUUCGAUCCUAGCGCCUAUGUCGAAGUUCCUGACCACGCAGCCCCGCAACCUGUUCGCAAAUCAAAUGAGAGGGAAGUCGCGACCCCGACCAAACCUCUUUCCGCCCAACAAACACCAACGCAGGCUCCCAAGCCAUUACCACCAGCACCUGCGCAGUCAACUCCAAAACUCGAGCCCGCCCAAAUUGCUCCUGCCGAACCUGCACCUACCGCACAACCACCUCAACCUCAACCCACCCAACCCUCCUUUGCACCCAAACAACUCACUCCGCCAGGAGCGCCCGACGCUCCGAAGCGCCCUGCUAUUACGAUAGACCUUCCUCAUGCACCCGGUUUCAGCAAAGACGAGUACCUUGAGAUGGUCGUCCCGGAUUCACCAGACGAACCAACGGGUCUAUCAAUGCGUCGACUAGACGGCGGUUACCAAGACAGAGACGACAAGAUCAACAGCAAUCUCAACACACGACAGCGAGCUGAGGAAGCAUUGCAGGAGUUCGAAAGACUGACUAAGGGAAUCUUCGACGCCAUUAGAAAUGUGCUGGGAAGUGAACCUGGCUAUCAGCAUAUCGCAACGCUGAGCAGCGACAACGAGCCCAUCCUCACCGCUUCGAUACAGCAGAAGCUGCAAACGUCGGUCCAGAAGAUGAUUGACCUUGGGAGCUAUGGCGACGCCUCCAUCGACGAACUUCAACAGAUCCAGAAGUUGAGCGAAUACGGUCUGUCGCACAUGCUCAACCUGGAUUUCAAAAUCGACGAGUCCUGGGGAGGAUCGGAGGUGUCAGACUGGCUGAACCAGCUACCCGAUAUCGAGAUGGGUCUCAAGACUGCGCGUACCUGCCUGCGCAUAAUGUGCGGCGGCAGAGAAGAAAAGCAGAUUUACUCGGAAGAGAUCAUUCAGAAAUGUGUCGACGUAUUCAAAGGUGUGGUCGAUGGCAUCGUCAUCCCGAUUGUCGAGAUGCGUGGUUCCGGCUCCACAUCUGCCCUGUUCAAGCUGCUGCAGCCGCACAAAAAGGCGAUUGGCACUGUUUUGACGAACUGCCAGAAGCUCUUCGCUUUACUCGCCAAACUCGUCACUUGCAUCGAUCUGUCAGAUACCGCUCUCGGCAGCUUAGAGUUUGCGGCUUCCGGCCUGUUGUUUGUCGACAAUGCUUACCUGGACAAGGACUCCGUCGUCGGCACCCAGAAGUUCGACGGUAUUCGCCUGGUUGCCAUGGACAUGCUUUGCCAGAUUUUCCUCGCAAAGCCCGAUCAGCGCCGCGGUAUUUUUGACGAUAUUCUCACCUCUUUGGAAAAGCUGCCCGUCGGAAAGCAGAGUGCCCGCCAGUUCCGUUUAUCGAAUGGCUCAAACAUUCAACCAGUCUCCGCUUUGAUCAUGCGUUUGGUGCAAGCAAGUUCUAGCAAGGUGGAAGAGAAGGGCGCACGCAGCCGGAUGGCAAUGAUGGACGAUGACGAUGAUGAGGAGAUGCCUCUCGCCGGCAAGCACGACAUAAAGGCCACCAUCAAGUCCGAAGAAGCUGGAGCCUCCCAACACGAACUCGCACUCGAGGAACUCAAGGCAGUGGCACUGCCCCUGGCCGAAGGCGCGACUCACCAUGCUAACUACAUUGUCAACUUCAUGGUCAACCGUGCCUUGAAGUCUACCAAGUCUGGAGAUACGCCCUACCGCAACUUGCUGGACCUUUUCGUCGAGGACUUUACGGAAUGUCUCGAUUCACCGGACUGGCCUUCUGCGGAACUCAUUUUACGACAGCUAACUUUCUACAUGAUGAAGCUAUGGGAUGGAGAGAGAACGGCAGCCCCUGCCAAGAACAUGGCCCUCGAACUACUUGGGGUCAUGAGUGCUGCUAUCUCCAAGUUGCGGUCUCAUGUUCGAAGAACAGCCAAUUCCACCGACAGCAACGGCAGCGAACUGUCCCGCUAUCUAGCUGAUUUGGCAACAUCGGCCUUGGAACAGAAGUCUCGCAUCGAACACGACGUCUCCUGGUCAGGCCCUUAUCGGGCGACCCUUGAGCAUCUUCAGGAGCGCAGCAGCGAUGAUCCUCAUGUGCAGGGCGCCAUCUCCUUCAUGAUCGCCAACUGGGCUUACAGGAUCUUUGCGGGAUACGACGCAAUGCAAGAUACAAACGAUUCCCUCGACCAAGAAUUCGGGCGUCUCGCAUUCCGGUUGCGCAUGAUGAUUGAGGACCGCCGAUGGCUAUCGAACGAGUACACCUUCAAGAAUGUCAGCAAGGAACUGGGAAAGCUUUCGUACGAAAUCAUCUUGCUUCGGACACCGUUCUGUGAGCACUUCCAGGCAAUGCUCAACGUGCUACUAAAGGCCAUGGCUAGUGACCAGGCCACUGUUCGUAGCAAGAGUCUGAAGAGCAUCAACCACCUCCUGGAGACCGAUCCUGCCAUCCUCGAUGGCGAUUCCGUCGUUGUCCACCUCAUCAUCACCUGCGCGGGCGAUUCAUCCCCUCAGGUACGCGAUUCUGCAAUUGGUCUCAUGGGCAAGUGUAUUGGCCUUCGCCCCAGAUUGGAAGACAAAAUGGCGGAGAGGAUCAUUGAGAGGUUCAUUGAUUCCGGCAUUGGUGUGCGCAAGAGAGCGAUGAAGUUGGCCAAGGACAUUUAUCUGCGCAACCAGAGCAGAGAGAUCCGCAGUGCCAUCGCCAACGGCUUGCUCCAUCGCGUUCAAGAUCCAGACGAGGGCGUGAGAGACCUUGCUCGCCAGAUGAUAGAAGAAGUCUGGUUCGCUCCGUUCUAUCAAGUCGACGACACCGCAACUUACAAGACGUCUCUCACCGACCACGUUGCCUUGAUGAUUCAAACUGUCAAGUCGGGGAAUGUGGGUGCCGUCCUAGACAAGGUGCUCCAGUCUAUCCUCGGCGGCCAAAACAAGGCUCAUAACGGGCCCUUUGGUGUCAGCAUGAAGUUGGUCGAAAAGAUGUUCGAGCUCAUCGACACUCUUGACUCAGACGAUCCCACCAUUCCAUCCGGACGAGAUGCGCUUCAGGUCCUCCAGAUCUUCGCAAAAGCAGACGCGAAGCUGUUCACCUUCGAAGAGAUUCGACUCUUGAAGCCUCAUCUUGCCAGCUUCAGUGGUACAGACGACCUGACUGUCUUCAAGGCCGUAACUGUCAUCUAUCGCCAAGUUUUACCGCAGCUUUCUGCCAAAUAUGCGGACUUCCUCCGUGAAUUGCGAGAACAGCUACAAAAUUCUGUUGGUAGGUUGAACAAAGUCCUCCUGGACGACGUCAUUGCCUGCUUGUGGAUCAUCGCGGAACUUCUGGACAACCGCGAUAAGUUGGCCCACUUGGGUGCCUCCAGUCUCCGUGGAGUGGCUAGCAUGCGCAACACGGCGAUGGACGCCACCAAGCUGCAGAAAUUUGGCAGAUAUUCUAUUAUCGUGGGAAUGGUCGGCAAGCACUGCGACUUGGACUCUGAGAUUGCGGUCUUCAAAAAGAUCUUCCCCAAGUACUCUGGCACAUCCGUCGCGAAGCUCAUGGUCGACAAUCUAGCGCCUUGGGCCGACGCCUCACAACCCAUGGAGGCAAGAAGACAUGCUUUGGACGCUAUCGGUCUUAUCUGUCAGGCGCACCCCAGAAACUACGUCUCGCCGAACGUGUACACCAAGUUCCAGCAGGUGUUCGAGACUAAGAUUCCGGCUCUUGAGAGCACCAUUCUCCGGUCUUUCAAGGAAUUCCUUCUCACUGAAGAGAGACGGUCCGAGGCUGCUAGCGCUGCUGCGGCCGGCGGCCCCGAGGGUGACAAGAAGCGCGAGCUGACUGUCAUGGGCGGAACCAGCUUCGACGACGUCGCGAGUGCAACAACUCAGCGUUUCUUGAAGGAGAUCACCCGCAUCGCCCUAGCAACACAGGACGAGCAUGCUUUCCUCGCAGUGGAGGUACUCGGCAGCAUCAACCGACAAGGUCUCGUGCACCCAAAGGAGACGGGCGUCACCCUCAUCACGCUAGAGACUUCCUCGGUCCAGCGAAUUUCAGAAGUUGCCUUCAUGGAGCACCGAGCUCUUCACGAAAAACACGAGACAGUCAUCGAACGAGAGUAUGUGAAGGCGAUCCAGGCUGCGUACGAGUAUCAACGGGAUAUUGUCCACGACACGCGCGGCGCUUCCGAGAACCCCUUUCAAUCCAAGCUUCAUCUCUUGAUGGAAGUGCUCAAAGUGAGCAAGACGAAGAACCGGCAAAAGUUCCUAGAGAAACUUGUAGGCCAGGUGGAUUUCGACUAUUCCAGUCUGGACGUCUCUGGCCAGAUGCCGCCUCAUGUGGAUUUCUCGCGAUUUAUCAUUGAAAACCUUGCCUUCUUCGACUACAUCACUGUUGGUGAAGCAUUGGUUACUGUCAACACCAUGGAGAAGAUCUUCUCGUCGACAGGCUCGAGCAUGGCUCACGUGAUCGAGUCCGAGGUCUUCAACAUGCGCAUGGACUUGGAUCAGCCGGCCAACCUGCAAGCUGAUGGUCAGCCGCUGCACCCGCAGCCAACUAUUCCAGAGAAAAGGCUACGACAACUCGCGUCGGGCUCCAUCAUCUUGCUGUGUCUUUGGGAAGCUCGGACGUAUCUUCGACGUCUCUACGGUCUCAAGCGUGAGAUGAAAGCCAAGCCGGCAGCCAAGGAUCUGAGCAAAGCGCCUACCAAAGUGCAGGGUGUCACAGGCGACAAGUUCUGGGAGGAAGUAGCAUCACACAUCAACGGUCUCUCUUCCCAGGAAGCCAUCUUGGCAAAGUGCAAGACGUUUGUCGAGCUGAUGAACGUUGAUAAGGAGUUCAAGGUUGCUGAAGAGGACGAUCUUGACGGCGAAGGCGAAGGAAGCCAUAGCGAGGACGAGGAAGAAGGAGCGGCGGCCGAUGGAAGAGGUCGAAAGCGCAAGGCCGGCAGCAACCCCGUCGGACGGCCCAAAAAGCGACAGCGCUCUACAUCUCGCCCGCGACCCCGAGGACGCCCACGCAAGAACCCAGUCGAGGUGGAAGAAGACGCCGAAGCAGACUUGGACGAUAUGGACUUCAUCUGA